AUGGACCACCCCAGUAACAAUGCACUUCCUGAUUCCCAUGCCAAAGGCGUGACCUACGAGGCUAUCCGCACAGAACCCACCCGCCGCAACAGCUUCUCCAGCAUCGCAACUGCAACUAGCGCCAUCCAGCCCGUCCGCUCCUCCAGCCAGCACGAUCAUGACGGUACUCGAGGCGGCGUCAAUAUCUCCCAGGCCGAGGCCGACUUCGCCGAACUAAACAAGCAGCUUUCGCGCGCAAGCCAUCUCUCGCGCAAGUCGAGUCGCGGCCAGAGCCGCAAGGACGCCAAUGAGGAUGAUUUGGAGAAGGCCGCCCAGUCCGAUGCGUCAUCGGAGGAGCCGUUUGAUCUCGAGACGGUCCUGAGAGGGAAUCGCGAUGAGGAGGAGGCGGCGGGCAUCAAGUCGAAGCUUGUAGGUGUCAUUUGGGAGGGUCUGACCGUGUCGGGUAUCGGAGGUGUGAAGAAUUAUGUCAAAACGUUCCCGGAUUCGUUCGUUUCCUUCUUCAAUGUCUACGAGACGGCCAUGAAUCUGCUGGGCAAGGGGAAGAAGGGGAGAGAGUUUGAUAUCUUGAAAGAUUUCAAGGGCGUUGCGAAACCAGGGGAGAUGGUGCUUGUCCUUGGCCGCCCUGGAUCAGGAUGCACGACGUUCCUCAAAGUCAUCAGCAAUCAGCGCUACGGAUACACCAAGGUCGAUGGCGAAGUGCUAUAUGGCCCCUUUGACAGCGACUAUUUCGAGAAGCGGUACAGGGGCGAAGCCGUCUACUGCGAGGAAGAAGAGAAUCAUCACCCGACACUGACCGUGGGCCAGACCCUGGAUUUCGCACUCGAAACCAAGGUCCCUGGAAAGCGACCUGCUGGCCUCUCCCGCACGGAAUUCAAAGAGAAGGUUAUUGACUUGAUGCUGAAGAUGUUCAAUAUUGAGCAUACCAAAAACACCAUCGUAGGCAAUCCGUUUAUUCGUGGCAUUUCUGGAGGCGAGAGAAAGCGAGUGUCCAUCGCUGAGACUAUGAUUACCGGAGCCUCCGUCAUCUCUUGGGACAAUUCCACUCGUGGCUUGGAUGCCAGCACGGCAGUGGACUAUGCGCGAUCACUCAGGAUCCUGACCAACAUCUACAAGACCACGACGUUUGUUUCGCUCUAUCAAGCCUCCGAGAACAUUUACGACGUCUUUGACAAGGUGCUUGUCAUUGAUAGCGGACGCCAGGUGUACUUCGGUCCUGCCAAAGAGGCACGCGCAUACUUCGAAGGUCUGGGUUUCUUGGAGAAGCCUCGUCAGACCACGCCCGACUACCUCACCGGAUGCACGGAUCCUUUCGAACGGGAUUACCAGCCCGGAAGAAGCGCAGACAAUGUCCCCAGCACUCCAGAAGCCCUUGCCGAAGCCUUCAACAAGUCUCAGAUCGCAGCACGCAACGAGGUCGAGAUGGCCGAAUAUCGUCAGCAUAUUGCCGAAGCGAAGCACCUUCAUGACGAUUUCGUCAUUGCUGUCAAGGAGCGCAAGCGUCACGCCCCGGCCAAGUCUGUCUACUCCAUUCCCUUCUACCUCCAGGUGUGGGCGCUGGCCAAGCGCCAGUUUCUCCUCAAGUGGCAGGAUAAGUUCUCUUUGGUCGUCUCCUGGAUUACUUCUAUUGUCAUCGCUAUCGUCAUCGGUACUGUCUGGCUUGACCUUCCUGCAACUUCGGACGGCGCCUUCACUCGGGGUGGUGUUCUCUUCAUCGCGCUAUUGUUCAACGCUUUCCAGGCAUUUUCCGAACUCGCAUCGACUAUGAUGGGCCGCCCCAUUGUCAAUAAGCAUAGAGCAUUCACGUUCCACCGUCCCUCUGCCCUCUGGAUCGCCCAGAUCGGAGUUGACUUGCUCUUCGCAUCGGCACAGAUCCUCGUCUUUAGCAUCAUCGUCUACUUCAUGACCCAUCUUGUUCGAGAUGCUGGCGCCUUCUUCACCUUUGUCCUCAUGAUCAUCACAGGCUAUCUCGCCAUGACGCUGUUCUUCCGUACCGUCGGCUGUCUUUGCCCGGAUUUCGAUGUGGCUAUUCGUCUCGCGGCUACUAUCAUCACGCUCUUCGUCUUGACCUCCGGAUAUCUCAUCCAGUGGCAGUCGGAGCAGGUCUGGUUGAGAUGGAUAUUUUACAUCAACGCGUUGGGUCUUGGUUUCGCGUCUCUCAUGAUGAAUGAGUUCAAGCGUCUCGAUAUGACAUGCGCAGGGAGGUCGCUCAUUCCAUUUGGACCGGGAUAUGAUGACCUCAAUCACCAGGUGUGCACUCUUCCCGGAAGUCAUGCGGGUACAAGCAAAGUCUCUGGGACCGAUUACGUGCGAUUGGCCUUCUCUUACAACCCCAGAGACCUCUGGAGGAAUUGGGGUAUCAUGAUCGUUCUUAUCGUUGCCUUCCUGCUAGCAAACGCUUUCCUAGGAGAGUUCGUCCGAUGGGGCGCCGGUGGCCGGACAGUGACAUAUUUCGCCAAGGAGAACGCAGAACUCAAGGAGCUCAACCAAAAGCUGCGCGAGAAAAGGGACAGGAGGAACCGCAAGGAAGAAGGGGCUGAGUCCGGCUCAGACCUGCAUAUCACUUCUAAGGCCGUACUCACCUGGGAAGAUCUCUGCUACGAUGUCCCUGUUCCCUCUGGGCAGCUGCGGUUGCUGAAGAACAUCUAUGGUUAUGUCAAGCCUGGCCAAUUGACUGCCUUGAUGGGAGCUUCUGGCGCCGGAAAGACGACCUUGUUGGAUGUGCUCGCCAACCGCAAGAACAUUGGUGUCAUUACUGGCGACAAGCUCGUUGAUGGCAAGCCUCCAGGAAUCGCCUUCCAGCGUGGUACCUCGUAUGCCGAGCAGUUGGACGUACACGAGCCUGCGCAGACAGUCCGCGAGGCACUCCGGUUCUCUGCUGAUCUUCGUCAACCUUAUGAGACUCCGCAAGCCGAAAAGUAUGCCUACGUCGAGGAAGUCAUUAGCCUGCUUGAGAUGGAGGACAUGGCUGAUGCCAUCAUUGGCGACCCUGAGACUGGUCUCGCCGUUGAACAGCGCAAGCGUGUCACGAUCGGAGUGGAACUCGCGGCAAAGCCUGAUCUCCUCCUCUUCCUCGACGAGCCGACAUCCGGCCUUGACUCGCAAUCCGCCUUCAACAUCAUCCGAUUCCUUCGUAAGCUCGCUGCUGCUGGCCAGGCCAUUCUCUGCACAAUCCAUCAACCCAACUCUGCCCUCUUCGAGAACUUCGACAGACUCUUGCUCCUUCAGCGUGGUGGGCAAUGCGUCUACUUUGGUGACAUCGGCAAAGACGCACAUGUCCUCCUCGACUAUUUCCACCGGCACGGCGCUGACUGCCCUCCCGAUGCCAAUCCCGCUGAAUGGAUGCUCGAUGCCAUCGGUGCUGGUCAGGCUCCUCGCAUUGGCAAGCGUGACUGGGCCGACGUCUGGGCUGACUCGGAGGAGUUCGCCAAGGUGAAGGAGGAGAUUGUCCGUAUCAAGGAGUCCCGCAUUGCUGAGGUUGGAUCGGCGGAACCCGCCCCCCAGAAGGAAUAUGCCACGCCGUUGUGGCACCAGAUCAAGGUCGUUAACAAGCGGAUGAACUUGGCCUUCUGGCGUACGCCCAACUACGGCUUCACGCGUCUCUUCAACCACGUCAUCAUCGCGCUGCUCACAGGCCUCAUGUUCCUGCAGCUCGAUGACUCUCGUACCUCGCUGCAAUACCGCGUGUUUAUCAUCUUCCAGGUCACCGUUCUUCCCGCUCUGAUUCUUGCCCAAGUCGAACCCAAGUACGCCAUCUCGCGCAUGAUCGCCUACAGGGAGCAGAUGUCCAAAGCCUACAAGACCUUCCCCUUCGCCCUCUCCAUGGUCAUCGCCGAAAUGCCCUACAGUAUCCUCUGCGCUGUCGGCUUCUUCCUCCCUCUCUACUACAUCCCCGGCCUCAACUCUUCCACCUCGCGUGCAGGCUACCAGUUCCUCAUCGUCCUCAUCACGGAGAUCUUCUCCGUUACUCUCGCUCAGAUGGUCGCUGCACUCACACCCGACCCCUUCAUUUCCUCCCUUGUCAAUCCCUUCAUCAUUGUUAUCUUCGCCCUCUUCUGCGGCGUCACGAUUCCCAAACCGCAGAUCCCCGGUUUCUGGAGAGCGUGGCUCUACCAGCUGGAUCCCUUCACGCGUCUCAUCGGUGGCAUGGUUGUCACCGAGCUGCAUGAACAACCCGUCCAAUGCACGCCCAUGGAAUUCAACCGCUUCGUCGCGCCUCCAGGCCAGGACUGCGGAUCCUACAUGUCCGACUUCUUCUCCAGCGGUGCGCCUGGUUACAUCCUGAACAAUGCGACGAAUAUGUGCGAAUACUGUGCGUACAAGGUUGGCGAUGAGUUCUUCAGGCCUUUGGGAUACGAGUUUGCGCAUCGUUGGAGGGAUCUGGGGAUCUUCGCCGCGUUCAUUGGGAGUAAUCUGAUUAUCCUGUUCUUGGCUGCGCGUUACCUCAACUUCAACCGCAGAUAA
Messenger RNA from Westerdykella ornata, 4461 nucleotides. RefSeq lists its product as uncharacterized. NCBI's taxonomy places the organism in Eukaryota, Fungi, Ascomycota, Dothideomycetes, Pleosporales, Sporormiaceae. Gene Ontology annotation, biological process: transmembrane transport. Gene Ontology annotation, cellular component: membrane. The coding region runs from base 1 to 4461 and encodes 1486 amino acids. The transcript is spliced from 2 exons. Gene Ontology annotation, molecular function: ATP hydrolysis activity; ABC-type transporter activity; ATP binding. The record is from RefSeq and is a predicted model, not a curated record.